This is a messenger RNA of Cladocopium goreaui, 397 nucleotides long. The record is from the annotation of a GenBank genome assembly. Lineage: Eukaryota; Dinophyceae; Suessiales; Symbiodiniaceae.
GUCGCAGUGGGGCUUCAAGGCCAGGUCUCUUCAGGAGUUCACAAGUGGCAUCACAUGUCUGAUCGCCAAUCGCCAACUCCAGGGCUUGUGGGACCUGCUGCAAUGGCAAGACAAAGAGCACUUGCCGCGGCUCCUGACCCUCCAGGACAUCUGUCUCCUGCAUGCAAGCGUGCGGCCUGUGCGGGAGCCAGGCAAUCACACCAAUGCUCAACUGUGCGCAUCGUUUGGCACUCAGAUGGUCAAUGUGGCACAUGAUGUGGCGCUAGAUGGCCCUGCCGUCACCAGUGGCUUGCAGUCGAGUGUUCAACCCUCAGAUAUCCCAGGCGGGAUAGAACCUGCCCAGAGGUUGGGCUUGGCUGCGGGCCGUGGGGGAAUUUGCAAACUCUUGGUUAGCUAA